This is a messenger RNA of Tachysurus vachellii, 6007 nucleotides long. Its product is annotated as gap junction Cx32.2 protein-like. Bases 338 to 1072 code for a protein of 244 amino acids. The transcript is spliced from 2 exons. Gene Ontology annotation, cellular component: connexin complex. Gene Ontology annotation, biological process: cell communication. NCBI's taxonomy places the organism in Eukaryota, Metazoa, Chordata, Actinopteri, Siluriformes, Bagridae. The record is from RefSeq and is a predicted model, not a curated record.
UGUUAAAUUCUAUACACAUAAAUUGAAUUGAAUUGAAAAAUUAAAGCCAUGCCUUAUGUGUCAGGAGUUUAUGUGAGUUCAUGAGAAUUAUAAAAAUCUAUACAAAAUUUAAAAAAUAAAGACAGUAUGUUUAAUGUAUAUUGCAAAGAUCCAGAGAGAGAAAAGGGGAGCUAUUCUAAUUCUAAUUCUCAUUCCUGAAUUUUUCUGAUGCUAAGAAUGAGUGGAGAACAGAGCAGUGUAAAACAAACACUUAGUCAGAUCACAGGAAGGAAUUAUUUGGACUGUGGAUUUUUUCACUGCAUAUCGUCUAUGAAGGGAAGUCUGUUUACUAAAGGGCAUGGAAGACUGGAAAUUUCUAUACCUGUUACUGGACAAGGUGCAGUCCAAUUCCUCAGUCAUCAGUAAGAUCUGGAUGAGAGCCUUGUUUAUAUUUAGGAUCCUGAUUCUGGGAACAGCAGCUGAAAUUGUCUGGGCAGACCAGCAGCCCAGAAUUGUGUGCAAUACACAAAAACCUGGUUGUGAUAUUGCCUGUUAUAACUACUUCAUCCCCAUCUCUCCGAUUCGCUACUGGAUCAUUCAGGUAAUCGCCGUGUCCAUGCCGACAUUACUGUACCUGUGCCAUGUCAUCCAUGUUGUCCACAAAGAGAAUACCCAGCGAGAGAGAAUUAAACAAAAGCAUGAUGGUGAAAACAAAAAUAGGUCCACAUACAUAGAUGAGAAGGGUCAAGGGAAGAUCCAGUGCAACCUGUUUGCGAGCUCCUUUACUUGUGUUUUUUUCAAGAUCUUCUUAGAGCUCGUUUUCAUGACGGGACAUUACUACCUAUAUGGCUUUAUCAUGAGACCUCUGUUUAGCUGCCGUCAAAAUCCAUGUCCUUACAUAGUGGAUUGCUACAUGUCACAUGUAACGGAAAAGAACAUCUUCAAUGUUAUCAUGUAUGUGAUAGCUUGUGUGUCCCUGCUGCUCAGUGUGAUCGAGGCCUUUUACCUGCUGAUCAGUCAAGCGCAAGUCGAGCGUGAAGCGGGGAAUGAGAAAAUCUACCGAAAACAUCAACAGUUUAUAAUGGCAGCCUAAUCUUGGAGCUGAAUUUCCUCCAGAACUAAACAAGAUGAAUUAAAAUCACAGGUUUUUUUGUCAUCUUAUUAAAUACUUUCAUGAGUUUAUGACAACACCUGUAUUCUGUAAGAAUGUUAUGCAAAAUAUGUUAUGCAAAAAAUGCUAAAAAUAAAAAAUCUAAUUUUAAAUUUCUAAUAUUAUUUGUCACAUACACAAACAUAGACAGUAUGACAUGUAGUGAAAUGUAAUCUAAAAUUUGUAAGUAAACACAAAUAUAAAUGUAUAAGAAAAAUCAACAUAUAUCUGUAAAUCUAAACAUAAAAGACACAAUAAACAUAAAUAAAAAAAUUAAACAUAUAUAAUAUUUAGUGUAUUUAGCAUAUAUAUUAUAUAGUGUGGUUUAAAUAGAGCGGAGUUGAGGAACAGGUGGGGGUGUAAUCAGAGUGAAGGAUGGCUGGUGGGAAGUGCAGUCCGAAAGCGUGCUAAUACUCCGGGGUCGCGUCUCUAUCUCUAUCGUUGCUCAUGACACAGCACCCCCCCCUCCGCCCCUGCGAUCGGCUUCCGACGCAAGGACGUUUGCGGCGCCAGGGUCGACCCCGUGAAGCUGGUUUGUCGGGGUGCCGUUGGUGGUAGUUGGCGGCGAGCGAAGGAUCCAUGAUGUCCCCCGCUUUCACCCACGAGCGUUCUUCUGGACCGAAUCCCUCCCAGUCGACUAGAUACUCCAAGCGGCCCCCUCGACGUCUGGAGUCGAGUAGUUCGCGAACUUGAUAUACUUCCUUGCCGUCAACUAGCAGUGGCGCCGUUACGGGCGGAGCAGUGGCGGUGUCAGAAUCCUCUCAUAUACGCUCAUCGGCGGGCUUCAGCAGAGAAACAUGGAAGGUGGGUGAGAUGCGGUAGGUGGCCGGUAGUGUGAGGCGGUAUGAGACCUGGGACUGAGCUUACGGCAGGGUAGGCGGAGGUGGAUGUCGCGGAUCGAAAGCCAAACCCACUGGCCGGGUUGGUACUCGGGAUGUUCCCUGCAGUGUCUGUCAGCCUGGGUUUUCUGUGCCCUGACGGCUCUCCGUAGCUGUCGGUGUGCUGCGGCCCAUGUCUCCUCGCUCCAGCGAAACCAAUCAUCGACGGCAGCAGAUCGGUGGGAGUGUCGGACCACGGGAAUAAGGGGGGCUGGUAGCCUAGGACGCACUGAAAGGGUGUCAGGCCGGUGGCAGGUUUGAUCAAAGAGUACUGGGCGUAUUCAGACCACAUCAGGUACUUGCUCCACUCGUUUUGAUUGCGUUGACAGUAAGUUCGGAGAAACAGUGAGGCUGACGUUUAUAUUUUACCGCCUGAAGAAGGCCAUCCAGACCUGCAAGGUGAACUGAGGACCCCUGUCUGAGACGAUGUAACAUGGUUACAGAGCAUUUCCGCUGUCUCGAAGGCGGUAGGAAGCUUGGUUAGUGGGAUCAGUCAGCAGGCUUUUGAGAACCGGUCGAUGACGGUCAGAAUGGUUGUGUGUUUGUUGGAUUGAGGCAGAUCUGUGAUAAAAUCCAGUGCGAUGUGUGACCAGGGUCGUUGUGGUACUGGUAGUGGUAGCAACAGGCCUGCGGGGCAGUGAUGCAAGGCUUUGGAGGUGUGGCAUACCGUGCAGCCUUGGACGUACUCCUGUGUGUCCGCGGCCAGUGAUGGCCACCAGAACUCAUUCUGGACCAGGUGGGUUGGCGAUCUCGGUCAAGAUGUCUCACUGAAUGGGUGCGACAAUUCGAGUCCCGGGGAUGAUGGACUCGGUGAGCGUGUGUUGAUCCGACUCCCGUGUGACAGGGCGUCGGCCUUGGCCUUGGUGUUCUUGCUAUCUGGUCUGUAGGUUACUGUGAACUGGAAACGAGUGAAAAACAUGGCCCACCGGGCCUGGCGAGGGUUCAUGCGUUUAGCAGCGCGCAGGUACUCCAGGUUUCGGUGGUCAGUGAGGACAGUGAAUGGGUGCUGUGCGCCUUCUAACCAGUGCUGCCACUCCUCGAACGCUGCUUUCAUGGCCAGCAGUUCGUGGUAUCCCACGUCGUAAUUCCGUUCUGUCUGGGACAAUUUGUGGGAAAAAUAGGCGCAUGGAAACAUUUUAUUGGUGGAUCCCUGGCGCUGGGACAGUAUAGCUCCGAUUCCCGUGUUGGAGGCGUCUACUUCAACUAUAAACGGCCGGUUCCGGUCAGGGUGAUGGAGAAUCGGUGCUGAGGUGAAGCUUUCCUUUAGCUGUUUGAAUGCUGAGUGUGUCUCCGGUGACCAGGUGAGGUGGGUUGGUGCCUUUCUUGUCAUCGAGGUUAAGGGGCGCUGCGAUUGUGCUGACGCCACGGAUAAAGUGGCGGUAGAAGUUCGCGAACCCUAAAAAGUGUUGUAGCUCUUUUGAUGGUCUGUGGUUUGGGCCACUGUAACACCGCCUGCACUUUAGUGUCAUCCAUGGCGACCCCCUCUGCCGAAAUGACAUACCCCAGAAAGGCCAUCGCGGUCUGAUAAAACUUGCAUUUCUCCACCUUGGCGUAUAACUGAUGCUGGAUGAGGUGUUGUAACACCGCCCUCACGUGUUGGAUGUGUUCCUUGCUUUCAGAGUAGACGAGGAUGUCGUCGAUAUAAACGAUUACUCAGCGGUCUAACAUGUCCUGGAACACAUCAUUAAUGAACGAUUGGAAGACCGCUGGACUGUUCGAUAGGUCAAACAGCAUGACCAAAUACUCGUACUGGCCUGAUUGGGUCGAGAAGGCGGUCUUCCACUCAUCCCCCUGUCUGAUGCUCAUAAGAUUAUAGGCGCAGCGGAGGUCGAGUUUCGUGAAGUACCGCACGCGGCGGAGUUGUUCCAGGGCUGAUGGCACGAGUGGAAGGGGGUACCGAAACUUCACUGUUAUGUUGUUGAGGGCUCGAUAGUCGAUGCAGGGUCGAAGCCCCCCGUCUUUUUUCUUGACGAAGAAGAACCCUGACGGCGCUGGAGACACGGGGGGGGGGGCAAAUGAACCCUUUCUUUAGCUCCUCCUGAAGAUAUUCAUUCAUGGCUACGCAUUCUGGCUGUGAGAGGGGGAAGAUUCGCCCUCUAGGUGGCGUUACCCCUGGCAGGAAGUCGAUGGCGCAGUCAUAGGGACGAUGUGGAGGCAGCGCCGUGGUCUUGGUUUUACUAAACGCCUCUGCAAGGUCUUGGUAUUCGUUUGGAAGACCGGGGAUGACGGAAGGGUAUCGGCGUGGUGUCUGUGGUGUUGAGCUGGCAGAGCUCCUCCGAGUCCUGGCGGUGUGUAGCACAUGCAUUGCCCCAGCUGGUGAUGCGCAGCUCGGGCCAGGAAAUGAUCGGGUUAUGGAGCUGGAGCCAUGGUAGGAUGAGGGCGUGUCGUGGAGAGUGGAUGACGUGAAAGGAGAGACGCUCCUGAUGUUGGUCCCCCACCUGCAGGCUGAGUUCCCUGGUGAGAUGUGUGAUGCGUCCCUCUCUAAGUGGUUUUCCAUCUAUCGCCUCCACUGCUAAAGGGGACACACAAGGGAUUACCAGAACGUUAUGAAUUUGAACGAAUUUCCAAGACAUAAAAUUUCUGGUUGCGCCCGAGUCGAUAAGUGCAUAGAGUUCCACACUCUCUCCUCGAAUCUUGAGCCGCACGCUGACUUGAGCGCAGCUCUAUGGUUGUGGGAUAACGGAACUUUGACUCACCGGGUUAUUUCGCCCUCGCGGUGGUCUGGUCGGGCAGGUCGGCAGUCGGUGUCUAGGUUCUCCGCAGUAGAGGCAGAGACGGAGGCGGAAGCGGUACUCUCGCUCCUCGGGCGUGAGGUGCGUGUAGUCGAUCUGCAUUGGCUUGGGAUAUUCGGGACGUGCAGGAUGUGUGGCAGCACGUGUGGGGGCGCGUCGAGUGCGCAUCAGGUUAUCCAGCUGAAUGGAGAUAUCCACAAACUCGGACAGGCUCCUUCCCUCGUGGAGGUCCGGGUUUAAGCCCUUGCGGUAGAGCAGUCGCAAGGGGCUUUCCUCCCAGCCGACACGGCCAGCAAGCGCUCCUCCGUGCUCUCCCCAGUGGCGGAGUGGUCAAAGACCGUGCGGAACUGUGCGAGGAAGUUCUCGAACGUGCGGAAGGCGUUCUCUCCCCACACCGCGGUGGCCCAGUCAAAUGCUUUGCCAGUGAAUAGGGAACAGACGAAAGCAAUACGGCUGUUCUCCGUUAGAUACAGGGUUGGUUGUUGCGCCACGAAAAGCGAACACUGCAUAAGGAAACCCUGACAGCCUCCAGGAUCGGCGUUAAACUUUUCCGGGAAGGCGAGGCGGGGACCGGUGGUUGCAGGAGCGGGAUAUGUUGCGGCCCUGGGAACCAGCGCUGGUGCCGGAGGAAUCCUCCGGCGGCUCCUUGCAGCCAUUGUAAAGCCGCGGCGAGCUCUUGAGUGAGCUGGGUGAGGCGCGUAAGCUGCUGGUGAUGGCCGUCGAGCUGCUGGGCCUGACCAGUGAGCUGGGUUGCGAGCUGAGCGACAGCUGCUGGAUCUUCGGUCAGCGAGGUCUCCUGUAAUGAGGAGGCAAAUGGCUGGGGAUCCAUUUGUUGGCACCUCUCAGAUUAUUUCUCACAGAAAAUAUUGCAAUUACACAUGUUUUGCUAUACACAUGUUUAUUUCCGGAGGCACGGUGGCUUAGUGGUUAGCACGUUCACCUCACACCUCCAGGGUUGGGGGUUCGAUUCCCGCCUCCGCCUUGAGUGUGUGGAGUUUGCUUGUUCUCCUUGUGCCUUGGGGGUUUCCUCCGGGUACUCCGGUUUCCUCCCCCGGUCCAAAGACAUGCAUGGUAGGUUGAUUGGCAUCUCUUGAAAAUUGUCCAUAAUGUGUGAAUGUGUGAGUGAAUGAGAGUGUGUGUGUGUGCCCUGCGAUGGGUUGGCACUCCGUCCAGGGUGUAUCCUGCCUCGAUGCCCGAUGACGCCUGAGAUAGGCACAGGCUCCCCGUGACCCGAGAAGUUCGGAUAAGCGGUAGAAAAUGAAUGAAUG